Molecule: messenger RNA, 179 nt
Organism: Ilex paraguariensis (yerba mate)
Lineage: Eukaryota; Viridiplantae; Streptophyta; Magnoliopsida; Aquifoliales; Aquifoliaceae
Source: the annotation of a GenBank genome assembly
AUGCAAGCUUCCUCGUCUCUUUCGCUCCUUCAUUCAUCGUGUAGUCCUUACCUUCGUUCAUACAUGAUUUUUCCACCAAGUGGAUUCUCAGACGAUGCGAUUGACGAUUUGCGAUGGGUCUCCACUGAAACAAGCAGAAGAAGAAGAGGCCAUUUAGACAACCUCUAUGCUUCGAUUUU